UCUCUCCAUCCUGUUGCGCCCCUGCGAACGCGUCUUGCGUAAACGCCCCUGUCAGAGAGAUGCGGCGUUUGUGUCAUCGCUGCCAUGUUCACUCUCGUGCACUUGUUACGCGGAUGUUGAGGAAGUGGUGGUUAGUGGCACUUGGAUGAGUAUCGCCCGCUCUUGACUUAGCACCGUGAGAAAACGAGUCAAAUGCCUCGCCGCCAUGGACGCGAUCGGAGUGUCUCACGCGGACCCGCUCGAUGACUACGAGCUGAUACACCGCAUCGGCAGCGGGACGUACGGAGACGUGUUCAAGGCCCGUAGCAUUAAGACUUCGGUCAUCGCAGCUAUUAAAGUGGUCAAACUGGACCCUGGUGACGACAUCUCAAGCAUUCAACAUGAAAUAACCAUGAUGAAGGACUGCACCCAUAAAAACAUCGUGGCCUACUACGGCAGCUACCUCAGAAAUAACAAGCUAUGGAUCUGCAUGGAGUUCUGCGGAGGAGGAUCGUUGCAGGAUAUUUAUCACGUCACUGGUCCUCUGAAAGAGAGACAGAUAGCUUACGUGAGCAGAGAGACACUUCAGGGGCUACAUCAUCUCCAUGAAGCAGGAAAAAUGCAUAGAGACAUAAAAGGUGCCAACAUCCUUCUGACGGAGCGAGGAGAUGUCAAACUAGCGGAUUUUGGAGUGGCAGCUGAGAUUAACGCAUCUGUCGCGAAGAGAAAGUCCUUUAUUGGGACGCCAUACUGGAUGGCCCCAGAGGUUGCGGCAGUGGAAAGGAAAGGGGGUUAUAACCAGCUGUGUGACAUCUGGGCAGUGGGUAUCACAGCUAUUGAGCUAGCAGAGCUACAGCCGCCUUUGUUUGACCUACACCCCAUGAGAGCUUUGAUGCUGAUGUCCAAGAGCAGUUUUCAGCCUCCCAAACUCAAAGAGAAGAACAAAUGGUCCACAGAAUUUCACAACUUCAUCAAAAUGGCACUCACAAAGAACCCUCGGAAAAGGCCGACGGCGGAAAAACUCCUGCAACAUGCUUUUGUCACGCAGCUCCUCACGCGUAACCUUGUUAUAGAGGUGCUGGACGCUGUCAAUAACCCUGAUCUACAACAGACACAAACUAUGGAUGAGAGUGACCUGGAGACGUGCAGUGUCCUUCCUGAUAAGAUUCAUUCCCUAGCCAAACUUCCCAUUCAGAGAACUCGGUCUGAAGAGCAAUUUGAUCAUGUGAGGUUCGGACCACCCAUGAGAAAGGAGACGGAUCCCUGUCCGGAUGUGGGAGCGUAUGAUGACUGGAGCGCUAUCAGUGGAGACAAGGACUCACCGAGUUUGUUAGAGUGUGUGGAAGAGGCCUUGAUGGAAAGGAGUUUAACUAUAAAGAGAGGCACUUCAGCUGAGCACUCAGUAGAUGAAGAGGAUAAAUAUGGGACUGUGAAGAGAGUGGUCCCUUCUCCCCAAUCAACAACAGUCACCAGUCAAGAGAGAAAAGCUCCCACACCUUGUUCUGUCUCCUCGCCUCCUAUUGGCUCUACGCCUCUGAAAGACCCCGCCUCUGACACUAACCCCGCCCUACUCAAUGAAUCCGCUUUGCUGAUUGGUUCAACACUGUCCGACCUGUCACUCCUCACUAACUCCUCCUUCUUCACAGACUCCUCCUUCCUCAAUCAUUCUACCAGUCUAGGUUCCCUUUGCUCAACACCAACUGAAGGUUUGAUAGCAGAGAGUUCUUUCGCUCCAGACCCAGGAGGAACCAGGAGUGAUUUCCCACCACAUGACCCCCCCCUCUCCCCAGAAUGGAGCACUCUCAGGAGGAAACCAGACGACUCAAAAGUCGUCCAUGGACUGCCACCUACACCACAAGUACAUAUGGGGGCCUGCUUCUCUAAAGUAUUCAACGGCUGUCCGUUAAAGACUCAGUGUGCUGUUACGUGGGUCCUACCAAAGACCAGAGAUCAAUACCUAAUGCUGGGUGCUGAGGAGGGCAUCUACACUCUCAACCUCAAUGAACUCCAUGAGGACACCAUGGAAAAGUUGCUUCCUCAGAGGUGCAGUUGGUUGUACGUGAUGAACAAUGUCCUUAUGUCCGUCUCAGGAAAGUCAUCACAGUUGACUUCUCAUAGUCUGCCAGCACUUUUUGAGUAUCGCAGGAAUAUGCAGCGUAGACAAGGGCAUCUGGCGAUAAAUGCACACCGCUUGAGCACAAAGAUAAACGCAAGGAAGUAUGCCAUGUCAGUAAAGAUCCCAGACACCAAGGGCUGUAGAAGAUGCAGUGUGGUUCGAAACCCCUACACUGACAGCGUUUUCCUAUGUGCUGCUGUUCCCACUGGUUUGGUUCUUUUAAUGUGGUAUGAACCUCUGCAAAAGUUCAUGCAGCUCAAGCACAUUGCUCUGAACCUGCCAGAGUCUCUGCCCAUUUUUGAGCUGCUCGUAAAUGAAACAGAUGAGCUGCCACAGGUUUGCGUGGGGGUGAAAAGCCGUCCCCACCAAAAAGACAACACUGGACAGAUGCACUUUGACAUCAUCCACCUGGACGACACACCACAAAGUCUGCCAGAUGGUGAGUCGCUGGAGGUCAAGCAAGUGAUUCAGCUUGACAGGGACACAGUUCUCAUUGCACUGAAAAGGUGUUCCCCAGGGUUCAGUUCUCAGACCUGCAGAUAUAGUGCUUGUCAACCAGAUUGUACCCAUUCGAUGGCCUCCUUAUCUUCACGUGUCAACACAGUUAAGGUUGUGAAUCUGCAGGGAUGUGUGAGCCAUCAGAAGACUUCUGAACUCGCGUUUGAGUUUCCCAUUCAGACGCUGGUGUGUCUACAGGACAGCGUUCUUGCAUUCUGGAAACAUGGUCUGAAAGGAAGGAGUUUACAAACUAAUGAGGUUACCCAGGAGAUCACAGACAGAAGUCGGGUUUUUCAGGUUUUGGGAACAGCUAGGGAUAUUAUCUUGCAAAGUACUCCUACGGAUGAUCCAUGUGCUAUGAGCAACCUUUACAUCCUCACGGGGCACGAAAGCAGCUACUGAUGCGACUGAGAAUGUUCAGCGACAGCUGGAAACACUACAGAGGUUCAUAGUCCUCCCUUCCCUACCGAAAGGGUAGAGUCAUCAGGCCCAAAAAAGCUCCAGGAGCAGAGGAAAGCACGAUGGAGUCAAGUACGCAGUUUUCCUUUGAGGACAAGAAGCGGAAUUGGAGCCGAUUUGGAGGAACGAGGAUCAACCACGAGGGAAAGUGACCUGUAGACUUGCAUUAGACCUAUACUAGGUUUGAAAUAACUUGUGGGACGAGCUGUUAUGGGCCAGUGACUAAACAAAUGAGGUGUUCUAUUUAAUACUAGACAGUAUGUUGUAUUUCUUGUUUGGAGAAAUAUCAUAUAGAUAAUAACAUGUUUUGGUGCAUUCGUUCAAAAAGUAUCUUCCAUUGGCCGGUAAAUUAGUUUAGAGAGUUUGUAAACCAUUGUACUGUAAAAUCCACAAAAACUAAAAACUGUGAGGAAAAAAAAUAAAUGUAAACGACAAGGAUAA
Molecule: messenger RNA, 3493 nt
Organism: Puntigrus tetrazona (Sumatra barb)
Lineage: Eukaryota; Metazoa; Chordata; Actinopteri; Cypriniformes; Cyprinidae
Gene: map4k6
Product: mitogen-activated protein kinase kinase kinase kinase 6
Exons: 33
Coding region: 206-2995 (929 amino acids)
Biological process (GO): protein phosphorylation
Molecular function (GO): MAP kinase kinase kinase kinase activity; ATP binding
Source: RefSeq, a predicted model, not a curated record